Helianthus annuus (common sunflower) is the source of this 2488-nucleotide messenger RNA. Its product is annotated as pentatricopeptide repeat-containing protein At1g69290. The transcript has a single exon. The record is from RefSeq and is a predicted model, not a curated record. Lineage: Eukaryota; Viridiplantae; Streptophyta; Magnoliopsida; Asterales; Asteraceae. Bases 167 to 2140 code for a protein of 657 amino acids. Gene Ontology annotation, molecular function: protein binding.
GCCCGAUUAUCCUAAAUAUGUCGGGUUUCAGGUUUACCGAUCAGGUUCGGAUUCGAUUGAUGAUUGCCAAACAAACCAAUUUGGUUCGGUUGUCUCAAGGUGCCCCUGUGUAGCAAGUUCAGACCUUGUUCGUGGGUUCCUCUGUAUCUCAUCUUGCAACGCAACCAUGUGGAGAAGACGAGUCUUCCCAUUACUCCGACACUUCUCAACCGAACCAGAAACCCCAUCUCCCCCUUCUCUAUACUCCUUCCUCCAACCCUCAAUCUUUUCCAUAAGAAAACCCCAAUCAAAACAACCCCCAAAUCCCCAAAUCCAAACCCCAAAACACACCCUCUCAAACACCCAACAACUCCCAAAUCUCGAAUCCACUCUCCAACAAUCCCUCAACAAAAACAACACAGAUGAAGCAUGGAAAUGCUUCAAAUCCAUUUCAUCCUCAUCAAUGUUACCAAGUAAGCUUUUAAUCAACUCAUUGAUCACUCAUUUAUGUUCAGUAAAUAAAGACACCCACAAUCUCAAAAGGGCUUUUGCCACUUUAAUGUUUGUGUUAGAGAAAAACCCUGAAAUGUUAGAUCAUAAGACGGUUGAAAUGUUCUUGAAUUCAAUGAAGGUUGCAACAAAUGGUGCGCCUGCUUUUGCUUUGGUUAAGUGUAUGUUCAAGAACAGGUUUUUUGUUCCUUUUGGGAUGUGGGGUGAGGUUCUUGUGGAGAUUAGUAGGAAAACAGGGAGGUUUUGUGAUUUUUUUGAGGUUUUUAAUGAGAGUUGUCGGGUUGCGAAGGAGGAAAAGUUGGAGUUGUUGCGGCCGGAUUUGGCGGCGUGUAAUGCGGCGUUGGAGGGUUGUUGUUGUGAACUUGAAUCGGUUACGGAUGCGCAGAAGGUGCUUGAGACGAUGUCUUUGUUGGGUGUUCGCCCUGACGAGACGAGUUUCGGUUGGCUUGCGUAUUUGUAUGCGAUUAAAGGACUCGAAAAGAAGAUAACGGAAUUAGAAGAUUUGGUGAGUAGGUUCGGUUUUUCUGAUAAAAGUUUGUUCGUUAGUAAAAUGGUUAGCGGGUAUGUGAAAUCAGGUAAUCUUGAAUCGGUUUCAACUACCAUAUUGCAAAAUCUAAGAGCGGUAAAUGGUAACGGUUUAAAUUUGCAUGAAGAAACGUACGGUGAGAUAGUGAAAGGGUAUCUCGAGCAUGGAAGCGUUAAAGGUUUAGCAAGUUUGAUACUUGAAGCUCAAAAGUUAGAAUCUAAAACGGUAAAAGUUGAAACGUCUGUUGGUUACGGUAUUAUAAACGCGUGUGUGAAUCUUGGGUUAUUAGAAAAGGCGCAUAGUGUUCUUGACGAAAUGAAUGCUCAAGGCGGCUCUGUUGGGCUUGGAGUUUACGUGUCAAUAUUAAAGGCUUACGGUAAAGAACAAAGAACAGCGGAAGCUGCACAAUUGGUAUCCGAAGUGUGCGGUUUAGGGCUAGAUCUUGACGUUAGCACCUUUGAUGCUCUAAUAGACGUUUCUAUGUCAAGCCAAGAUUUUCAGUCGGCAUUAUCUCUUUUUCGAGACAUGAGAGAAGCGAGAAUACCCGAACUAAUGGGGAGUUAUUUAACAAUAAUGACGGGUUUGACCGAAAACCAUCGACCCGAACUUAUGGCGGCUUUUUUAGACGAAGUAGUCGAAGACCCGAGAGUGAAAAUCGGGACCCACGAUUGGAAUUCGAUUAUUCAUGCGUUUUGUAAAGCGGGUCGGUUAGAAGACGCUAGGCGGACGUUUAGAAGAAUGGUUUUUCUUCAGUUUGAACCGACUGAGCAAACGUAUCUUUCUUUAGUUAACGGGUACAUGACCGCAGGGAAUUACUUUAGCGUUUUGAUGAUGUGGAAUGACGUUAAGAAAAGGUUGAGGUUUGACGGUGAAAAGAGUUUUAAACUGGAUCAUGGUUUGGUCGAUGCUUUUCUUUACGCGUUAGUGAAAGGCGGUUUCUUUGAUGCAGUUAUGCAAGUUGUGGAGAAAUCUCAAGAGAUGAAGAUAUUUGUAGAUAAAUGGAGGUAUAAACAAGUGUUUAUGGAGAAUCAUAAGAAGCUUAAAGUUGCAAAAUUGAGAAAGAGAAGCAUUAAGAAAAUGGAAGCUCUUAUCGCUUUCAAAAAUUGGGCCGGUUUAAACAGUUGACGUGUAACCUUAAAAGGGAUGGCGGCGCAGUUUGUUGCUCGUCUACCUGCUAUACUUAUGUAAUUUGCCCUGGUGAUUGGAAUGAAAUUGCUAAUAAAAAAAAACCUUAAAAGUUGUCGCUUCAUGACAAACAACGAUGGAUGGAAGUCGAGAUAGAUGUAUAAAUAAACACUUAUAACAUCAGUUUAGAGGUCAAAUGGAAGGUGUUAAAAGUGGUCGGGUCGGUUCGACCCUUAAGCACCAUUUUGUUAUACUUUGAUUAGGCAAAAUAGUUUUGUGUUAAAUUUGAUUAAAAGUUUUGUAAUAAUGUUUUAUGUAUUUUAAUAAUAUGUGUCAAGUUGUUUCACC